Molecule: messenger RNA, 3671 nt
Organism: Armigeres subalbatus
Lineage: Eukaryota; Metazoa; Arthropoda; Insecta; Diptera; Culicidae
Product: putative helicase MOV-10
Exons: 6
Coding region: 373-3498 (1041 amino acids)
Biological process (GO): regulatory ncRNA-mediated post-transcriptional gene silencing
Cellular component (GO): cytosol; P granule
Molecular function (GO): RNA binding; 5'-3' RNA helicase activity
Source: RefSeq, a predicted model, not a curated record
CACAUCGCAAUCUGCAUUGGAGCAGUCCAUCCGUUCUACCUACAAGUUUCGUUGUUUAGCUUUUCGUUCCAGGCAGCUUAAUAAUUACUGUUAUGAAAUACAUUCGUCGAAAUAAUCAACUGUAAGGCCCUCUACUGUGUGGAAGAUCGAUUGUAGUGGACGAAUGUUUAUUCAAACAAAACUAUAUCGGCACGAAACGCUGACAUCAGUGAGAAACAUACACGUCGAGCUCUGACUGAAGCAAGUCCAUUGAUCGGCGAUCAGUUGUUUUCAGUGAGUGUUGUGACUAGACGUUGGGCAGCUGCAUCUGAGUGAAGAAAAUAAGAAAUAGUUCUUGUACGCCCCGAGAGAUUGUUUGAAUUAACAGCCAGCAUGGAUCGACUAGACGAAACAUGUCACAUGGAAAGCCUUAUUCAAUGGAUGCAAAAUAUGGCACUUCAAGAAAAUUCAAGGACAAAGGCAUUCGAGAAAUGUAAACACAAUAAACCAGAAUCACGAACUAAUGGGAGAAAGACAAAGCAUACCAUUUCAAAGAAUAAAAAGAACGUGGAAUCUAGCAGCGAUGCUCCAUUGUCAAAAAUUAAUAAUAAUCCCAAACACAUGAUUUCUACGGAGAAAAAAACUUUGUCUAUUAAUCCACGGCUGAGGCAAAGCAAAACCAAAACUUCAUCAAACGAAACAAAAUCGAAAAAGGACAAAGAGCUUGCAAUCGAUAAUAUCCCGCAAUCAACGAAGAAGCGCCCCACGUUUAAUCGGCAAUGGAUAACCAAACCUGUGGACACAAUCAUUCUGCUUCCACGCAGCUUGAAACCAAUUGAUCCAACUAAAGACUGUGUCAUUUGUCGAGAACGGUUCAGAUCAGAGCGGAUGUUUCGUAGCCAUGUAGCAACGGAUCAUGGGAGCGGAUUCAAGUUGGAUCAUUUGCUAAGCUUUGAUCCCCGCAAUCGACGAAUCGAUCGUCAGAUAUUCGAGCUGAGCUUGAAACAACUCCCAAUGGCAGUUCCCACGUUCGCCAUCACUGCCAAGAACGUAGCCACGGUGACCAUGCUUUUGAACUCGAUUUACAUCUUCGAUGGAAAUGUCCGACUAAUGCCGGUAUUUGCUGGUGAUCAGGUGCUUCGGAUGGUUCCAGGUUAUUCGUUCGAAGAAGAGGUUACGCUCGAUGAUUUGGUGCUCGUGAAUGAAAGGAGCUAUUCUCUCCUCAUCACAGCAACUCCUAUUAUUGAGGACAGUGCUACCAAGCGUCAAAUCGUCGAACAGUUUCACUUUACAGAGAAGGAAUCCAAAGUUAGGGUUAAAAAAACUGAGUUAAAAAUGGCGAAACUACCAUCAUACGACAUUCCCCGAUAUGUAGUUUUGCUUUACAAAUCCAAUUACAAGGUGAAUGAUUUAUAUACGGAUCACGAGAGGGAACUUCUAUUGCUGAUUAAGAAGUCUGAAAACCUUAAUUCACUCACGGCGGAGAAGUACUCUGAACAACUGGCUUUGCUUAAUUACUUGGAGGCCCAACACUUGCUCCAGGAGUAUUUCAACUAUACUAUUUUGGAACCCGUCAUCGUUGCGAAAGAUAAUUCCAGAUUUUUUAGUAUUUCGAUUGACCAGUUCAAACAGAAACCCUCGCUUCUGAACGAAGAAGUAAAAGUUGUUUUCAUGUCGGAAGGGAAACAUCGCGCAGAAAAAACCUACGGUUUCAUAGAUAACAUCUCCAAAGAGAAGAUAACAUUUCGGAUGCUGAAGUUCGUCGAUAAAGAUAAAGUAAAAAAGGUGAUGUUCUACCUGAAUCGAACGACAUUUGUGUUGGAGAAGCGUGCUCUGGAGCUUAUGAGGUCGACCCUUAUUAGAAGAAUUUGCUUCCCCGCAGCAGUUACAGGAGGUCCACUAGAGCAGCUUACCAGAUUCGAGUGGAUCCAGAAAAGCGUCGCCACCAAUGAGGAACAAAAAAUAGCUGUUCGAAAUAUUACCAAUCAAACUUCGUUUCCGGCGCCGUAUAUUUUGUUUGGACCUCCAGGAACAGGAAAAACUACUACUCUUGUGGAAGCUAUCGGCCAAAUAUAUAAACUGCGCCCAACGGUGAAUAUUCUGGUGGCGGCAACGUCAAACUAUGCCGCAAAUGAACUCACUAGUCGCCUCCUAAAUAUCAUUCCGGAGGAGACCAUCUUUCGAUUUUUUGCAUCUUCGUUUCUAAAAAAAAUGGAGGAUACCGAUGUGGAUGUCCUCGAUGUUUCCAAUCUAGCCGGUCAAAUUUACAGCAACAUAUGCUACGAAGACAUCUACAUGUGUCGCGUGACGGUGGCUACACUUACUACAGCCGGUAGACUAAUCCAGGCCAACAUAAAAUCCAAACAUUUCAGCUAUGUGUUUAUCGACGAAUGUGGGAGUGCCAAAGAGAUUUCAUCACUUAUUCCGAUUGCUGGUCUGGCCACAAACGGCGAUGAUAUCAAUGCAAGUAUUGUACUGGCAGGCGAUCCAAAGCAACUGGGACCGGUCAUUCCAUACGAGUUUCUCAAGCAAACAACGCACAGCCUGUCUAUGCUGGAAAGAAUGAUGAAUCUGCCACUGUACGCCAGAAAUAAAGCUACUAAGCAAUACAACACUGAUGCCAUAAUGCAGCUUCGUGACAAUUUCAGAUCCCACGACAACUUGCUGCAGUUCUGUAACCAAGAAUUCUACGAAGGCCAACUUAGGGCCAAAGCACCACACGAAAUAAAAUCGAAAGCUGUUGGGUGGUGGCGCUUGCCCAAUAGGAAUUGUCCGCUCAUUUUCCAUCCGAUCGUUGGGAAAACUAAAAAGGAUGAUCUGACGACCAGUAUGUUCAAUAAAGACGAAGCCAAUCAAGUCAUGUUCUACGUUUCGGACUUGCUGAACAAUGGCAUUAAUGGAAGGCAAGUUAAUCAAAGCGAUAUCGGCAUUCUGUCGCCAUACGCACGGCAAGUCACCCUACUGAAGCAGCUUUGCUCAGCCAAAACGUGGCAUGAUAUUGAAAUCGGUUCAGCAGAACAGUACCAAGGCAGAGAAAAAACGAUCAUAAUCAUAUCAACCGUACGGUCAAGCUGUAACAGCGUUGGAUUUUUGGCUGACCCUAAGCGACUAAAUGUGUCCCUUACCAGAGCAAAAUCACUCAUGAUUGUGAUCGGCAAUAUGAAAACGCUUGAACAGGAUCCUUUGUGGGAGAAGUUUAUUGCUUACUGUCGGCAAAAUAAUGCUAUCGCUCAAGCAUAUGACAGCAAACAACGUAAGGAUAGAAAGUCAUUGAAUUCCAGUUCUAACUUUGUCAAAAAGACCAAUAAGACCAAUAAGUCCAGUUCCAGUACACCCACGAAGACUGAAAAAGCCAAAAAAAAUGGAAAAAUGUCAAAAAAUUUAAAUUUGAUCGCAAAUGAAAUGUCAUCUUCGGAAUCUGACGAAGGCGAGGUAAAUUGGACAAACCUUGAGCGCGAGCUCAUUCAAGCCCUAGUACGCGGCAUGUACAGUAGUGAUUAUAAUUCAGUUAUUGAUUAAAUUUCGAAUCGUUAUCUCAUUAAAAAAAAGUACAAAGCGUCAUCAUAAAGUAUUUUGCUGAAAUGUGAUAUAUUAUAAAAUAUUUUAUUUCCAUUAUGUAGAUUGAUGCUGUUUAAUGAUUGUUGACAAUAAACCGUUUAAAGUAUAGCAGAACUUGCAAUACUUUCCACAUA